Lathyrus oleraceus (garden pea) is the source of this 462-nucleotide messenger RNA. RefSeq names its product secreted RxLR effector protein 161-like. NCBI's taxonomy places the organism in Eukaryota, Viridiplantae, Streptophyta, Magnoliopsida, Fabales, Fabaceae. The record is from RefSeq and is a predicted model, not a curated record. Bases 1 to 462 code for a protein of 153 amino acids. The transcript has a single exon.
AUGUAUUUAAGCAAUGUACCUGACAUAGAAUUUGCAGUUAGUAAAAUGAGUGGAUUUACUAGCAAUCGAAAUUGUGAGUAUUGGAAAGUCAUCACAAAGAAUUUUGGUUAUCUUUUGAUUAAUAACAAUUGUGGCCUCCAUUAUUGUAGGUUUCCUACCAUAUUAGGAGGAUAUACCGAUGCGAGUUGGACAUCGAGUAUUGAAUAUCAUAAAUCUGCAUUUGAGUGGAUAUUUGCACUAGUUGAGGAUACGAUUUCUUGGAAGAGCAAGAAACAAAUGUGGAUCACUCUCUCAACCAUAGAAUUAGAGUUCGAGGCUCUUUCUUCCGCUGGUGAAGAAGUUGAAUGGUUGAGGGACCUUAUGUUGGAAGUUCCAUUGGCUAAAGAUAAUGUUUCAAAGGUGUUGAUACAUUGUAGUAGUCAAGCCACUUUACCUAGAGCAUACAAAAAGUGUGUAAUCUAA